AUGCUUCUGGAACAGGCAUCAGAAAUGAAAGGCAAGGGGGAGGCCCACACCUUCUCCAUGAACCCCGCCGGCAAACCCCGGGGAGCUGCCAACCUGGCUGCGCCGCGAGAAGACGUAGCCCUGACCCUGAACCCCGAGAGCAUUAAAAUCUCCGAGGUGGAGAUGGAGUGCUACUACUCUCUGCUGCAAACGGCGGCCCUAAUCGAGUCCAUCGCUACAAUGGCACUACUGGAGAGGGAGAGCACGUGGGCGACGCCGCCACCUCCCUGGGCUCGAAGAAGUUCCAUGUUUUCUGGGGGAUCCCCUCUCCCCAAAUGUGGAGGGGAGCAGAAACACGUGGGAAGGACUGGGAGUCCGGACCGAGCUCCCCGGGCCAGGACCCGGAGGCAGGUGUUGCUGGAGGGGGAGAAAGAGCGUGAGCCCCUGUGCUUGGUUGUUAUGCUGAGUUCUGUCAGUGAGUUACUGAGUUACAUUGACGAGAAGCAGUUAACCCCUGAAUUUGGAGGCACCUUGGAAUACUGUCACAGUGAAUGGAUUAUCUUCAGAACAGCUAUUGAAAACUUUGCCCUUACCGUGAAGGAUAUUGCACAGAUCCUGCAGUCCUUUGGGACAGAGUUGGCUGAAACGGAACUGCCAGAUGACUCUUUCUCCAUUGAGCAACUAUUGACAAUCCGCACCCAAAAAUACUUUCAGUUGAAGGAAGAGAUAAUCAAUGUUAUGAAAGAAGGAAACAUGCUGCUAAGGACCUUCGAAGUGCCUCACACCAAAGAAUCCAAGGAAUGUUCUAAAGAAAAAUGUGGAGAUUGGGAAACUGUUAAAAGAUUACUUGCUCAAUUGCAUGAGAUGGAAGUGGCCUUUGAUGACUUUUGGGACAAACAUCAACUCAAGAUGGAUCAGUAUGUCCAACUGUGGAAAUUUGAACAGAAUUUCUUAGAGCUUAAGGAUGCUAUAGAGUUCUUGAUGAACCAGCAAGCUGCUCUACCCAGUACUGGAAACAGCCCAACAGAUGUGAAGCAAAGGCUCAUAGAGUUGGGGACCUUGGAUGAGAUGGCUAAGGAGUUGAUUGGAAAGGCCCAGCUUCUGAUACUACAAGGGCACCAGCUUGCAGCCAGUCACCACUAUGCAGUUGAAUUAAUCUGCCAGAGGUGCAAUGAGUUAAGACACCAAACAGAUGUAUUGUCUGAAGAGCUGAAAGCCAAAGACAAGAAGCUCACCAAGACCUUGGAACUCCAGAAUCGGCUGCGUCAGGCUCUCCUGUGCUGUGAUGAGGGGGCCUAUCUCCUUGCUAAUCAGCCGAUGGAUAAAUGCCAGGCAAAAGAAGGUGCUCAGAGAGCUCUUUAUGAAAUCGAGAAGUUCCUUGAUGUGACUCUCCCCAAUUUAAAGUAUGAUCCUCGUGUCCUACAGCGGGAAUUCGAGGUCAUUUUGACUCCCGAACUCAAGGCUCAGAUCCAGGCUGUCCAAACCAAGCUGGAAAACAUUCGCAGCAUGUUCCAGAACCGGCAGAGUUGUUUCCGGAAGCUGGCAGAUAAGCAAUCCCGGCCCAUCCAACUUGUGACGCCCCGGCCCGAACACGCAGGCAGAUCCAAAUCGCCACUGUUCUCACCCAGACACGGUAAAACGAAAUCAAGAAAGCCUCAGAACUCACGAAAAAUUGAAGUGAUGCACGAUUACCAAGAGAAGAGAAAUUCCUUACAGUACAUUAUUUCGGACAGUGAAGCCAACUUGGAUGUGCUCAAAAGCCAUGUCAUAAAUGAGCUAAUAGAGACUGAGAGGGUGUAUGUGGAUGAACUGUUCUCUGUCUUGAUGGGCUACCGAGCAGAGAUGGACAACCCCUCGAUGCUAGUGCACAUGCCACCUGCCCUAAGAGGCAGGAAGGAUAUUCUCUUUGGGAACAUGCCUGAAAUCUAUGAAUUCCACAACACGAUUUUUCUGCAGAGCCUGGAAAGCUGCAUUAGAACACCACAACGUGUGGGAUAUUGUUUCCUGGAAAGGCGGAACAAUUUCCAGAUAUAUGAGACGUACUGUCAGAACAAGCCCAGAUCCGAGCUGCUUUGGAGACAGUACUCAGAGAGCACCUUUUUCAUUGAAUGCCAAAAGAAACUAGAACAUAAGCUUGGUCUAGACUCCUAUCUGCUCAAACCCGUGCAACGCCUGACAAAAUACCAGUUGCUUUUGAAGGAGUUACUCAAGUACAGUGGUAACUGUGAAGGUGUCCAACAGCUCCAGGAAGCUCUCAUUGCCAUGCUGGACUUACUGAAGUCUGUCAAUGAUUCCAUGCACCAGACCGCCAUUAUUGGCUAUGAGGGUAACCUAAGUGACCUGGGCAAGGUAUUAAUGCAAGGAUCAUUCAGUGUUUGGAUUAGUCAUAGAAAAGGUACCACCAAAAUGAAGGACUUUGCCCGAUUCAAGCCAAUGCAACGCCACCUUUUCUUGUAUGAAAAAGCUCUUGUGUUCUGUAAGAGAAGAGAUGAACAUGGAGAUGGACAUGACAAAACACCCUUCUAUAGCUUUAAGCACUAUUUGAAAAUGAGUGCCAUUGGAAUCACCGAGAAUGUGAAAGGAGAUAGCCGCAAAUUUGAAAUCUGGUACAGUGGGCGUGAAGAAGUUUACAUUAUGCAGGCCCAGACAAUGGAAUCAAAGGCAGCCUGGUUGAACGAAAUAAGGAAAAUUUUGUUCAGGCAGCAAGAACUUAUGAAAGUUGAAAAGCAGCAGCAGAAACAGGCCGCGGAGCCAGUUCCAAUUGUUCCUCAGCUGACUGACAGAAUGCAGCAGCAAAUGUCCCUAAGCUCUGAAGAGAAUGAAUCUGAUCGCACGAGCCCUGUGAUGUUGGAGAAUUUGGCCGUGUCGCCCCAGAAUAAAACAAGCAAAAGUAGGUAUAAGCCCCCUCCAUCUCCUUCAGUCCCAGAGAGGAGGCAGGUCUGGGCAGAUCGGUGUCUCCAGGUGUUUUUCUGGAGAAUCACUCUACUUGUCGAGGGCCGCAACGUUUACGAUGUGAACUGA
Messenger RNA from Gracilinanus agilis (Agile Gracile Mouse Opossum), 3000 nucleotides. It is a transcript of the gene MCF2, whose product is annotated as MCF.2 cell line derived transforming sequence. Bases 1 to 3000 code for a protein of 999 amino acids. The record is from RefSeq and is a predicted model, not a curated record. Lineage: Eukaryota; Metazoa; Chordata; Mammalia; Didelphimorphia; Didelphidae. Gene Ontology annotation, biological process: dendrite development; intracellular signal transduction. The transcript has 24 exons. Gene Ontology annotation, molecular function: guanyl-nucleotide exchange factor activity. Gene Ontology annotation, cellular component: cytoplasm.